Molecule: messenger RNA, 486 nt
Organism: Chaetomium globosum CBS 148.51
Lineage: Eukaryota; Fungi; Ascomycota; Sordariomycetes; Sordariales; Chaetomiaceae
Exons: 2
Coding region: 1-486 (161 amino acids)
Source: RefSeq, a predicted model, not a curated record
AUGCUGUCGCAAGUUGUCAUCGCUCUCGGCCUGGCCAGCGCCGUUCUCGGCCAAGUCACGCUUCAGCCGUCAACCAUCAGGACAGGCCGGCCGGGUCUUCCGACCUUGACGGUGACAUCAACGACCACGGAGACGGAGACGGAGACCGUGACCAAGACGGAGAGCUACAUCAGCGAGACGACGGUCACGUCGACGGUGAUCAGCACCAGCGUCUCGACCAGCGUCAGCACCUCCAAGGUUACCGACACGGUUAGCGUGAUAAAGACCGUCACCAAGCCCUGCGUCACCUGCCCGACGCUGACCCGCACCGCGACGGCGUGCAAAUCCUGCUUCGUGCCGCAGUGCACCACCACUCAGGUCGUGACCCGGCCCGUGGGAUGCGACGGGGCGCUGCCCACCGCCACGGUAUCCUUCCCGUGUAGCGAUCCGGACUCGUGCAACAAGAUUGGUUGCACAACGGUGUAUGACAUCAAGACUGCGGCUUAA